Molecule: messenger RNA, 663 nt
Organism: Saccoglossus kowalevskii
Lineage: Eukaryota; Metazoa; Hemichordata; Enteropneusta; Harrimaniidae
Source: RefSeq, a predicted model, not a curated record
AUGAUCGACCCCCUUACGUACGUGUCAUCAAGUAUUAAUGACAACAUAGCAUUGACUCCGAAUCACCUACUUCACGGGCGGACAUUGACCUCAUUACCAUAUAUCGAAGUCACUGACGACGAAAUACGCGAUCCUACUUAUCAGUUCUCAGACCACCGUGAAAUGAAUAAUCGUUAUGUCCACUUGUCAAGAUUACAUGCUCAAUUUUGGCGAAGAUGGUCGACCGAAUAUUUGACUGCCCUUCGAGAGAGACACCCAACUACAGGAAGUAAAGGGAAUACAAUAAAAGUUAGAGAUGUUGUGAUAAUCCACAGUGAUGUGGAUAAACGCCAGAAAUGGCAUCUUGGCACCGUAACUAAAUUAGUUUAUGGCAACGACCAACUUGUGAGAUCCGCUGAGUUAAAUACAGCUAACGGACCUACCAAUCGACCGAUACAUAAAUUGUAUCCGUUAGAAGUUGUUUCCAAGGAAUUAACGUCGCCUGAAAGUAAUAAUCAAUCAGAUGUUGGAUUACCUGCAGAGACAAUACAAAAUAUUGGACUAACCGCUGACAAAGCGCGAACAGAUGUCACCACCACCCAGAUGACUGGUGACACUAUUCCUAAGCGACCAACCAGGGAUUCUGCUGUGGCAGCCCGAAUAAGAUUUGCUGAUUUAAUGUGA